AUGAGUAUUGUUGGGAAGCAAUUAAAUUCCUUACAGUCAAGCAAUAUCGCAACUCCUGUUGACAAUGAGAAAAUAUUGUGUACAAUAACCCCCGAUGAUGUUCUAAGACUUAAUAAAAUCAGCGAGGACUAUUUGUGCUCACCAAGUGCAAAUGUGUACGAGAUAGACUUUACCCGUUUCAAAAUUAGAGAUCUAGAAAGUGGUGCUGUACUAUUUGAAAUAGCAAAGCCACCGAGUGAGCAGUCUACAUCGGAUGGGAAUUUGGACAGCUUAAUGAGUGCCACUGAGGAACUGUCGAUAGAAGAAACUGCCGAUCCAAACGCUGGAAGAUAUGUACGAUACCAAUUUACGCCAGCAUUUUUAAAUUUAAUAACAGUGGGUGCUACUGUGGAGUUCACUGUUGGAAGCCGACCAGUUAAUAAUUUUAGAAUGAUCGAAAGACAUUUUUUCCGUGACCGCUUAUUGAAGACAUUUGAUUUUGAGUUUGGCUACUGUAUACCCUAUUCGAAAAAUAGCUGUGAACAUAUAUAUGAAUUUCCGAAUCUUCCACCUGAUCUUGGUAUGUAUAAAUGUUUUGAUUUUGGGUAA
Molecule: messenger RNA, 588 nt
Organism: Musca vetustissima
Lineage: Eukaryota; Metazoa; Arthropoda; Insecta; Diptera; Muscidae
Gene: unc-119
Product: protein unc-119 homolog
Exons: 2
Coding region: 1-588 (195 amino acids)
Biological process (GO): cilium assembly; nervous system development; lipoprotein transport
Cellular component (GO): cilium
Molecular function (GO): lipid binding
Source: RefSeq, a predicted model, not a curated record